Messenger RNA from Dichotomopilus funicola, 624 nucleotides. RefSeq names its product glycolipid transfer protein domain-containing protein. The transcript is spliced from 4 exons. Lineage: Eukaryota; Fungi; Ascomycota; Sordariomycetes; Sordariales; Chaetomiaceae. The coding region runs from base 1 to 624 and encodes 207 amino acids. Gene Ontology annotation, biological process: intermembrane lipid transfer. Gene Ontology annotation, cellular component: cytoplasm. The record is from RefSeq and is a predicted model, not a curated record. Gene Ontology annotation, molecular function: lipid transfer activity.
AUGGCGGCUAUUGCGGUUGUUCCUGAGGACGGCACUUACCUCGACACCUUCAAGGGGUCCUUCACGCGGGUCCCAAUUGAUGCCGAGAAAGACAAUGCCAUCGCGACUACGGAGUUCCUCGAGGCUUCCGAGUCGCUGACUACCAUGUUUGACCUCCUCGGCUCGGUCGCUUUCUCUCCUGUGAAGAAGGACUUGCUUGGCAACAUUGAGAAAGUGAGGAAGAGGCAGCUGGCUGCCCCCCUCGAGUCCGAGAACCUCCAAGACCUCGUCCGCAACGAGCUUAAGUCCAAGUCCCACACCGCCACCGAAGGCCUGCUCUGGCUUGUCCGCGGCCUCGAGUUCACGUGCAUCGCCCUCAGCCAGAACCUCGCCAACCACAAACACGAGCUGGCCGACUCCUUCCGCGACGCCUACGGCAAGACGCUCAAGCCACACCAUAGCUUCAUCAUCAAGCCCAUCUUCAGCGCCGCCAUGGGCGCGUGCCCGUACCGCAAGGACUUCUACGGCAAGCUCGGCACAGACGAGGCUAAAGUGCACGAGGAGCUGGACCUGUACCUCAAGGCUCUCGACAAGAUUGUUGGGAUUCUUAAGGGUUUCCUUGAGACUAAGGAGGCGAAGUGGUAG